AUGGAUACUAUCAAACAGCGAGAAGCUCUGAAGGACAUGGUUGUCGGGCUCAAUAGCCAAGGCGUGCACUUCCUGAGGCGUGGGGAUUUCCGCAAUGCCACCACUGCUUUUUUGGCGGCUCUUCAGAAUACCAAGAUUCUGCUCGAUGCCGCGGCGGCAGCGUCUUCCCCCAUGGCCAACCAGUGCCAUGCAGAACGUUUUCAACAUCCCGACCAACAGCAAAACCUUGUACCCACCGAGAUCCCCAGCAAAGCAGCGUGUGACAGCAAUGAUACCAUCUUUGCAGUCUUCAAUCAAUGUCUCGUCUUCCCCGACAGAGCCAGUCUUGACCGAGUCUGGGCUCGGAACGAAGACCUCAUCCCUUGUAUAAUGCUGUACAAUGUCGGCGUUUGUCUUCAGAUCCAGAGCCUGCAAACUGGAAGCAGUGCCCUGGCAGAACGAGCACUGGCCGCCUACGAGAUUGCCAUGACCAUCCUGAACGGCAUGGACUCGGUCGUUAUGAGCUCGGAUGCAUUGCUGCUCUUCUUGGCCGUGCUCAGCAAUGCCGCAAGUCUAGAGAGUCAACGCUUCAACACAAACACGUCCACCGCCUAUGCGGACCUGAUCCGUCAAGUGCUGGAGAAUCAAGAGUUCUCCGAUCUGCUGGCGGAACCCGUCUUUGACUUUUUUGUCCUCUACCUCUUCUUGACGCCGAGAAUGUGCCGAUCAGGCGCCCCCGCCGCCUAGUAGCAACCGGUAGCUAGCUACCGUAGUGGGGCUUGCGGGAUCAUUGUCUGCUUUGAUUGUUGCCCGUACGCUACUCGACCCGGCACUUACUACAUGACUAACUACAGAAUGAAGCCUCCAUCUUCUCUACUUCCUCUCAUAUCCAUAACACAGCUGUUAAAUAGUCCAUCAUUAUCUAUUUGC
This is a messenger RNA of Seminavis robusta, 909 nucleotides long. The record is from the annotation of a GenBank genome assembly. Lineage: Eukaryota; Bacillariophyta; Bacillariophyceae; Naviculales; Naviculaceae.